GUAAAAUGUGUAUUAAGGUUUUUUAAUUUUUAAAAAUUGAAUAUAAGAAAGAAAAAAUGGAGAUAGAUCCCGACUAUGCAGCCAAUAGCAAAGCUUUGCGAACUAAAGAAGAGAAAAAUAAAGAAGAAACGCAACUGACAGAGGAAAUACUUACCAAGACCCUCAAUGACAUAUUUGAUGAGGAAUUAUCAGCUAGGGAAAAACAGUUAGAGGAACUUGAAGAAAAAAUUUUCAGAGCGCAAAAGUUGUUACACGUAGUACGUUAUGCUUUAGUAAAUUCUUACUACAAGAAAAAUAAUUUGGAAAUAUCUCCUGAUGAUGAAACUGUAACUGCAGGUUUCGACAAACAAAACAGAAUCCACCCUGCAAUUAAAAAACUGCUGGGAAGCAAUCCAAGUUUGGAUAUACUUUGUUCCGGAAAAGGCAAACGUAGAGUUGCAUCAAAAAGCUGUGAUAAAAUAGGUUCUAAGUCUCAGACGUCAGAAGCUAAAAGACCUAAAUUAGAUGUUAAAACUUCAGCCCCGAAUCCACACAAUAACAGUGAUAGUGACCAGACCUUCGUAAAGAAUAGAAAGAAGACAAGACAUAGAUUAGUAAUCGGUAAUGUAUCCAAGUGGAUUCAGUCUCUAGAAGAUAACACGACACAUAAGUGGAUGAUGUAUGUAAGAGGAGAGAAAGACAAUCCUGAUAUAUCACACAUUGUAGAUAAAGUAGUGUUUCACUUGCAUCCAUCUUAUAAGCCGCAUGAUAUUGUUGAAGUUAGGGAAUCCCCAUUUCAUCUAUCUAGACGAGGUUGGGGAGAGUUUCCUCUUAAAGUCCAGAUUUUCUUCAAAUGUCCACUAAACAAGCCUGUCAGUAUUGUACAUAAUCUUAAAUUAGAAAAAACAUUUUCUGGUCGUCAGACUUUAGGAAAUGAAACUUUGGUAGAUGUAUAUCUACAUGACAUUAGUAUAAAACCAGAAACCAUUACGAAACCUCCAAGUGAACCAGUUGAUAAUGAAAGUCCAAGCACCUCGUACAAUAAUAUUUUCCAAAAUCUCGAUUUACAUCUUCAGGGCAACAACCUGAAAUCAGAUUUCACACCUUUAGAUAAAAUGUUUAUAAAGAAAGAACCUUUCGAAUACGACUACACUCCACUUGACCUAUACAAAGAACCUUUAAAUUAUGACCAGUUUAUCAAAUCUGAAGACAUCAUCGUCAAAGACGAACUUCCAGAAAUCACGGAUCAAACGACAAGUAAUGUGGAUAUUAUAUCAACCAGAUCCGAUUCAGCAUACGGAUGUUCUGACACUGCGUCUAUGAGUUUCGAGCACGAUUACUGUGAUGUUAUAGAGGAACAAUUCGUGGAUAAUGAAGUCGAGAUGAAGGAGGACUAUUUUCUUAAUAUUUUUAAUCUCGAACAUUCCUAUUCUUGUCUUAGUUUGACAGACAGUCCAGAUGUUAGUACUGUAAGUGAACAUAUGGUAAAAAGAGAGAAUGUGAUUGUUGACCAGGAUUCAGACAACAAACUGAUCUUUGGAUUGGGGGAGAAUUACCUUAGAGGAAGUACUUCAGUGGUUUAUAAUACGGUACCUAACAAAGUGGUGGCUACAAAAUCCCUGGAUUACGUCCAGUUGUGUCAGCAGAACGGUUUGGUUGAAGCUAGAAAAAUCUUGAAGUCUAAAUUUGGUAUAUCGUUACCUCCAAACCGAUUCAAAAACAUAGGCGAAGCGUUACCAUAUUUGCUAAGAAGAUUCUCAUUGUGGAACGAAAAACGGGCGAAUUCGAGUUUUAAGGCCUUAUAUCCGUUUAUAGCCUCCUCAAAGGAAGAAUUCGAUAUGUGGCCUUUUGGCAAAAUGUUAAAUGCAGAGUGGAAUCGAGCUAAAGAAAUUAAGAAAAUCUUGUCUGCGAGGUUUCCAAGUUUAAGAAAAUGGAGUACAAGGGCUAUUUUUAUGUAUGCCCGUUCCCAUAAGUAUUCACCUGUACUUAGUUCUGCUGCGUUCUUCAAACAUUCGUCGGAGGAUCUUAGACUUAUUAAUGAUUGUUUUUCAGAGGUUGAAGCAGGUGCGAUAAAUAUUAAUAAAUCAUUGGAAAUUGAUGUCAAGGUUGACAUUGAAUCAGAAGGAGAUAAUUCUGCUCCUUCAACGUCGCGACGACCAGAUGCGCGUUUACCUACGACUUACAUAGAUAUAUCGGAUAGUUCUCUUAAGGACCAGUGCGAUUUCGUUCGGGAAACUGCAUUAGAUUGUGGAAUAAUUUUACGAUCUGAAGAAAUUUCAGAUGGUGUAAUUAUGAAUGGAGCAGCAAGAAUGAUGCUGGAGGCUGUGAAAUGUUUGGCAGAGGGUUUAAUCAGGAGGUCCAAUCAUCAUUUAGUUUGUAGGAAAGAUUACAGGGGAGGCUUCAGUGAAGUUACCGCUAAUGAAGUAAAAAUUGCCUUACAAGAACGGUCUGAAAUAAUGUCCAUAAAUCAAUUCGCUGUCAAGAAGCGAGAAAUAGAAUUUUAUUCGUAACCGUUCAAAGACUGUUGAAAACGUUUAAAGCAAAAAUUUAUUUGUAUCAUUAUAUAUGAUGUAUUUAUUUGUAUUUUGUUUUCCUAUAUAUAUAUUAAAUUUUUUUAUUAA
Molecule: messenger RNA, 2600 nt
Organism: Diabrotica balteata
Lineage: Eukaryota; Metazoa; Arthropoda; Insecta; Coleoptera; Chrysomelidae
Source: the annotation of a GenBank genome assembly